Molecule: messenger RNA, 1473 nt
Organism: Medioppia subpectinata
Lineage: Eukaryota; Metazoa; Arthropoda; Arachnida; Sarcoptiformes; Oppiidae
Source: the annotation of a GenBank genome assembly
AAUAUGUCCGCCGAUAAAGAUAUAGUAAUCACGGGAAUGAGUGGUCGGUUCCCGAUGUCCGACAAUAUCGAUGAGUUCGCGAAGAAUCUGUUCGAUGGCAUAGAUAUGGUUUCAGAAGACGAUAGCCGCUGGCCAUUAGAUUUAUAUGGCAUUUGUCCGCGAAUGGGAAAAGUGAGAAAUGUGGACAAAUUUGAUGGAUUUUUCUUUGGUCUUAUGCAACAACUGGUGGAUGAGAUCGACCCCCAGUCUCGCAUAUUAUUGGAAACUACUUACGAGGCUAUCGUUGACUCCGGUAUAAAUCCUCAAUCAUUACGGGGCACGAGAACGGGUGUAUAUAUCGGUGUCUCGAUAUAUGCCUGCAUUGAGGGCUAUCCCGAGGAACUACAGCCAGACCUGAGAUCUAACAAACAGCAGACAUUAUUGCAAACAAUGGGCAAUCAAAAGGGACUGCAGGCCAACCGUGUGUCCUAUGUGUUUGACUUCAAGGGCCCUUCAAUGGUGGUCGACACCGCCUGUUCCGCCAGUUUGGCCGCUUUCAAUCUGGCCAUCAAUGAUCUUAAACUUGGGAACGUGGAGUACGCUAUAGUGGGCGGCACUCACAUGACGUUCGAGCCGUUCCUCAACCAAAUCGGUCAAGAAGUGAGUCUAUGUUCGCCGCGCGGAGUGUCGGCCGUAUUGGACCAAAACGCGGACGGCUUCGUGAAGGCCGAUGGCGUGGCCUGUCUUCUGCUCACACACAGACAGCGGGCGCGACGAGUGUACGCCACGGCACUCGCGUCACGGCUCAACAUCGACGGCAAGAAGACCAAAGGCAUGUUCUUCCCCGCCUCCGAAUCGCAACAGGAUCUGAUGGUUAUGGCCUAUAAGGAGGCCGGCGUUGAUCCUCUUAAAGUCAACCUGAUCGAGGCACAUUGCACCGGCACCAGGGCGGGUGAUCCGCAAGAAGUGAAGGCGAUAUACAACGCCUACUGUGCACUCCCGGGCCGGACAGAGCCCCUGCCAUUGGGUUUGUUGAAGAGCAAUAUCGGCCACACAGAGGGCUGUUCGGGAAUCGCGGCCAUCAUUAAAGUGUUGAUCGCCUUUGAAAACGAGUGCAUUCCUCCCAAUCUGAACCUCAAACAGAUUAAAGACGAGUGCAAACAGUACUGUCCGCCACUCUAUCCCAACACCGAGAAACUGCCCUAUACUCCCGGCAUCGCUGGCAUCAACAACUUCGGCAUCGGUGGCCUAAAUGGUCACGUGUUGAUUGAGUGCAAUCACAAAGUAAAUGAUGAUGGUACAUUUCGCAUCGCAGAGACAGUGCCCCGUAUUAUCAAUGUCUGCGCGCGCACUGAAGAGGGCAUCAAAUAUAUGAUGGAUUUUAUACAAACUAAUCCGCAAAAGAUUAGUCGAGAAUUUUUGGCUCUUUUGACAGACACUAUGCGUGUGGAGCCCAGUGUUAAUUCAGCCGGUUUUCCAUAUAGAGGUAAUUAG